AGACUUAACCAACGAACAAAGCUAUCAAACGUCAACAAUUUUUAACCUCAAAUAAUUAAUAGUGUAGUUAAUCAGUUAAUUUGAUAGAAGCAUAGUGAAAAUGAAAAUCGGAAAGGCGGCUAAUAUGAUGCCUAAUUCAGGAGCAGUUUACGUUACUGCAUCAAAUCUCCCAACCGGUAUAAUAUAUAAAAACAAAGCUCUACUUUCUAGUCAGAACUAUUGGCAUAAAUUUAUCGUUUGCAAUGCUGCGUCUACAUCUCGAAAUGAUAUAUUAGAUGCAAUUAUGGAACAAGUUUAUCCUAUGGACUUGAUUCCAGUAUCAUUUUGGAGAGACAAUCACGGCGCUAAUUUUUUAGCGAGGAAUUGUGAACACGCUAUAGAAAAACUUUGUAAAGAUAAUUUAGUUGUUGCUAAUCCAAAAACUAAUAAAAAAUUUCAACUCAACCUUGUAUUGAAAUUUGCUACAACAAAAGAGUUUACAAUAGACAUUAAGAAAAAUAUUUUGGCAGUUUUGACAAAAAGAUUUAAUACUUUAACUAAAGUGCUUAAUUUGGUUAAAUUCCAUGAAGAACAAGAUUUAUUAGAGUAUUGUCCACUUUCUCAACCAAAAAUAAUGUUUUUUGUACUGCAUUUAGCGAAAUCUUUAUUUCCACAUCCUGAGGUAUAUUUAUUGCAAAAUAACGGAAUCAAAAUAUUGAAUCCUUUGGAAUCCCUGUUAACACAAGUACCUUACAUCAAGAGUAUAGAUUUAAGAUAUAACAAUAUAUCGAAUAUCGAUAAUUUACAUUAUUUGAAUAUUUUCAAAUUGACUGAAUUGUAUUUAGACGGAAAUCCUUUCUGUGAAAAGCUAUCUGUAGACGAGUAUGUUAAAUUAAUAACCAAUACAGUUAAAGGACUUAGAAAGUUAGAUGGUCAACUUUUGAAAUUAGACAAUUUACCUGUUGCUAAACGUAAUUAUUUCUGCAAUUUUCAAGUGGCCCCUUUAGUGAAUCAAUUUUUAGAACAUUUUUAUCACGUUUACGAUUCGAAUAAUAGGGAAGGUUUGAAGGAAUUGUAUCAUAAAGACGCUAUGCUUUCACUAAAUUCCACUUAUUACCCAAAUCAAGUGACAUCUAUAAGCGCAAGGAUACACACCUACAGUCAAAUAUCGAGAAAUUUGCAAAAAUUAGCAAAUUUUUCGAUGAUGCAUAACAAUUUAUAUUUAGGAAAUCAACAAAUCGCGAAUAUUUUGUUAAAUUUACCAGCUACACAACACGAUCCUUAUUCUUUUACAGUAGACGUUAUGAGUUAUACAAAUAGUUCCAUUAUUUUAUCAAUAUCUGGGGUGUUUAAAGAAUGUAUCGAUGGUAUUUCGACAGACGAAAGGAUAUACGGUUUUUUUAGGACAUUUGUAAUUGAAAUAAUUAAUAGGGAUGGGCUGUGUUACAUAGUAAAUGAUCAAAUUCACGUAUACAACGCUCUUUCUUGGCAAGUAAGGGAUAGUUUCAAGUACAAACAGCCCUUAAUUGAAACCCCUAGCGUUCCUCAGAAUCCAGAGGAACGAAAACACGUUUUAAAAGCCCUUAAGCUCAUCACCAACAUGAACACUCAGUGGUGCAUUAAGUAUCUAGAAGAAUGCGAUUAUGAUUUAAAAAAUACUUUGAUUAGGUUUGUAGAGUUGUUUAAUCAGGAAAAAAUUCCUGAUCACGUUUUUGAACAGCCCAAAAAUGGAGUUUGAUAUAAAUUUUAAAAAAUUUUUAUUUAUUGGUUUGAAUAAAUUGUUUUUUUUUAUAUGAAAA
This is a messenger RNA of Diorhabda carinulata, 1778 nucleotides long. Its product is annotated as nuclear RNA export factor 1-like. Gene Ontology annotation, molecular function: protein binding; RNA binding. Gene Ontology annotation, biological process: poly(A)+ mRNA export from nucleus. The transcript has 9 exons. The record is from RefSeq and is a predicted model, not a curated record. Bases 101 to 1717 code for a protein of 538 amino acids. Lineage: Eukaryota; Metazoa; Arthropoda; Insecta; Coleoptera; Chrysomelidae. Gene Ontology annotation, cellular component: nucleus.